AUGGCCGCCGCCUCCUCGAUUGCCCAGACUCUCUGGGACGCCCGUAUCCCCCUCCACAUCACGCACGCCUCAUCACCCACCCACCCGUUCAUCACCAGCGUCCCGCGCUUUUCAUACCUCGCGCUACUGCUCCCCCGACUCUCCGCCUUCUUCGGCUCGGCAUGCUCGAGUUUCCACUUUGAGGACGUCCAGCUGAGGAAUUUAGCCGUCGGCCUGCUGGUCGACUUGUACCAGCCGACGCUGCCGUUUCGACUGGUGGUCAGUGACGGGGUAGGGUGGGAUAUCGGAGACACGUUCCUGAACUGCGUCAAGGAGGCAGACUUUGUGCGCAACGGCAACGCGAAUCAGAUUAUGAAAAUGUCCAAGGAGCACACCACGCAGCUUUGGAACGCCGUCGUCGACAAUGACCACGCAUCGUUUGCCAAGGUCAAUGCGAGGCUGUUGAAUGCGCCCUCUGCCCUGAGGCACGUCCCCAUGCGGAUAUACAUCCCCUCUGCGCCGGGGCAUCAAGGCCCGGCCGGGUCGGGGGACGCUGGCUGCUUCAGGAUCAUGCAGUCCCUCGUGCCGGCGACGGGUGCGGAUCGCAAGCCCAAGCUGCUGGGUCAGGCGCUGAAAGAGAUGAUGCCGAAACUGUUCCCGAGCAGUAGGGAUCCCGUGUUGGCCGGCGUGGUCAUGCAUGGCGCCGGCGUGCCUUUUGACGCGCCUUUGGGGGAACUCAUGCGGGAGGCAGCGUACCCUGAUGGCUGGCUGUGCUUGGUGGUGACGGUGUAG
Metarhizium album ARSEF 1941 is the source of this 771-nucleotide messenger RNA. RefSeq names its product ATG5 protein. The coding region runs from base 1 to 771 and encodes 256 amino acids. The record is from RefSeq and is a predicted model, not a curated record. Gene Ontology annotation, cellular component: cytoplasm; phagophore assembly site membrane; Atg12-Atg5-Atg16 complex. Gene Ontology annotation, biological process: autophagosome assembly; C-terminal protein lipidation; cellular response to nitrogen starvation. The transcript has 2 exons. NCBI's taxonomy places the organism in Eukaryota, Fungi, Ascomycota, Sordariomycetes, Hypocreales, Clavicipitaceae.